This is a messenger RNA of Phragmites australis (common reed), 1357 nucleotides long. RefSeq lists its product as uncharacterized. The record is from RefSeq and is a predicted model, not a curated record. Lineage: Eukaryota; Viridiplantae; Streptophyta; Magnoliopsida; Poales; Poaceae. The transcript has a single exon. The coding region runs from base 115 to 1206 and encodes 363 amino acids.
CAACGGCGUCUUUUUGAAACUCCGCAUCCAAAUGCGCACCAUGCCCAAACGCACAGCUCCGCCACGCGUCCUAAUCUGUCACAACCGCCGCGCGUCUAGGCCCGCCCCGCCCUCAUGGUCCCCGCCGCUCUCCUCCUCUCGCCGCCGGGCCGCCUCCUCGCCUCCGGCCCUCCCCGCUGCCACGUCCCGACCCAGCAACCCUCCACCGCCACCCGCGGCCUCGUCCUCCGCGGCGCGGGCUCCCCCGUCGUCAAGCGCGUCCCCGGCGGCGGCGGCGGCUGGCUCCUCUGGCACCAGUCCAACGCGCGCGUCGCGCUCGCCACCUCCCCGGACGGUCUCCGCUGGAGCGCCCCCGUGUCUCCCGACCCCCUGCUGCCCUCUGUCGACUGGUGGGCGUUCGACACCGCCGCCGUCCGCCCUUCGGACGUCCUCCUCAUCUCCAACCCGACCGCAUCCUCCCGCCGCUUCCCGUCCUCCGCCGUGUACUGGCUCUACUACACCGGGUCUAAUGACGAGCGCUUUGGCUUCCCGUUCCCCGCCGCAGACGUCCCCGCGCUGCCCGGCCUCGCCAUUAGCCAGGACGGUCGCCACUGGGCGCGCAUCGAAGGGGACCACCACAGCGGCGCGCUGCUUGGCGUUGGGGAGGAGGAGGAACUCCGAGGGUGGGAGGCGCGCUGCGUGGCCUCGCCCAAGGUGGUGAUGCACGCCGACGGGGACCUGCGGAUGUACUACCACUCGUUUGACGAAAUGUCGCAGAUGCAUGCGAUCGGUUUGGCGAGGUCCAGGGACGGCAUCCGGUGGACGAAGGCGGGGAAGGUGCUUGAGGGGGGACGGCCUGGAUCGUUCGACGAACGCGGGGUACGGCAUGGGCAUGUCGUCCGCGACCGUGCCGCCGCGCGGUAUGUCAUGGUGUACGAGGGUGUUGAUGCCGAUGGGAGGGUGAGCAUCGGGAUGGCCGUGUCAGAGGACGGCCUGAAGGGGUGGAGGCGGUGCAGCGAGAUGCCAGUGCUGUGCUCGUCUGAGGAGGAUGAAGGGUGGGAUGACGCCGGGGUCGGCUCACCGUGCUUAGUGCAAAUGGAUGGGGCCUAUGAUUGGAGAUUGUAUUACAUGGGUGUUGGGAGGGAUGGCGAAGCUUCGAUUGGAUUGGCAUAUUCAGAGGGUCAGGCUCUUCAGAAAUUCCAGAAGUGUGAUGCUGUUCUCAUGUAAGGUGAGGUUUAGUUUUGUGGAAUGUAAAUGUGGAGGAGUUCUGGCUCUUCUGGGGGUGUUCAGUACACUUGAGACAAAAUUUGUUAGAUGAAAACUACCAUCUCGGCUGAUUCUGCUUUGCAUUAUUAAUGUACUGCUAUUGACUUUUUAA